AUGAAAACCAGUUCUUGUAAUCAGUCAACAUUAACAUCUAUAAUGCCUCCGUUAAAUGAAGAAGUUAUUCAUGAUCAGGAAGACGGUAGCAGUACUACGUGUAAUCUUUUACAGCAAAUCAACACUUACGGAAAUUAUAACAAAAUAAUCAAUAGUAGCAAUACAAACAUUAAUCCAGUCACAAUAAAUGUAGAUAAUCAACAGUUUUUAUCGUCAAAAUUAGGUCAACAUCGUUUGGUACAUUUCUCAUUGAAAAUCAAUAAAUAUUUGUUUUGUAUUGUUUUAUUGUUAAUGAUCAUUCUUGCGUUAUUAUUAUUCAGCAUUUUUAUUCUUAAGUUCAAGAGAAAUCACUCAACAGAUCUUCACGAGCAAUAUGAACGACUAUUAGAAACACACAAAAGCAAAGAGAAAAUCAUCUCUGAAAUACAAACACAAUUAAAUAAGACAGUUAACUUACUGAACAACGAGAACAAAAAUUCAUUGGUCUUAUUCGGUCAAAUAUUUGGUCAUUCAAACGAGAAACCUUUUGACGACUCGUUAACUUUGAAUUUUACAUCUUUACCUUAUUUGAAUGGCUUCUGUGCACGAGAUAACGAUGAUGGCUUAGAAUCGUAUCAGUUCUUCUACUUAUCUCCGCUAAAUAAAAAACAAAUAAUCGAAUCGAAUGUUCAUGGAAAUCAAACAAAAACUUUCCAAAAAAAAUUUCAUUUUUCAGAAAAAAACGAAAGAAUCAUCCAAGUUCAAGGAAGAUUGGUAAAGAAAAGCCUGUCUUCAUCGAAUGGAACAAAUCAAACGAUUAGUAUUAUUACUGGAUUGGAGUUCAUUUCCAACAAAGGUCGCAUCAGUCCAUUAUACAGUGGUGAAUUAGGUGAGGAAUUCAAUGAACAAUAUGAUGGAUAUACAUUAGGAUAUGUGACAGGCAGAUCAGCGCAAUAUAUUGAACAACUGCAAUUCAUCUGGUAUCGAGAAAAAGAAACAAAUUCGGAUGAAGAUUACUUGUAG
Molecule: messenger RNA, 1002 nt
Organism: Adineta ricciae
Lineage: Eukaryota; Metazoa; Rotifera; Eurotatoria; Adinetida; Adinetidae
Source: the annotation of a GenBank genome assembly